This is a messenger RNA of Trematomus bernacchii (emerald rockcod), 3645 nucleotides long. Its product is annotated as lysosomal alpha-glucosidase-like. Gene Ontology annotation, molecular function: carbohydrate binding; alpha-1,4-glucosidase activity. The record is from RefSeq and is a predicted model, not a curated record. Bases 193 to 2976 code for a protein of 927 amino acids. Gene Ontology annotation, biological process: lysosome organization; glycogen catabolic process. Gene Ontology annotation, cellular component: lysosomal membrane. The transcript is spliced from 19 exons. NCBI's taxonomy places the organism in Eukaryota, Metazoa, Chordata, Actinopteri, Perciformes, Nototheniidae.
AAUAGUUUUGUACUUUUACUGAAAUUAUAUUUUAAAUGCAGGACUUUUACUUGUAACAGAGUAUUCCUACACCCUGGUACUUCUACUUAAGUAUAAGAUCUAAAUACUUUCCCCACCUCUGUUAUUUACACCAUACGGUGCACAAGGUGUGUAUAGCAGCAGAGCUGAGUGCACUGUCGCCUCACAUCUCUGAUGAGUAUGGGUCUGCUGUCUCACUUUAUUGCAGCUGUGCUCCUUCUGCUCUUUGCCUUUUUAUGUGUUUACAUCAACCACUUGUCUAUUCAUCAGACCAGACUGGUUAGAUCAGUUUCUGCUCAGCACACUGAAGCACAUACAGUACUUGGUUAUUAUUAUCCAGCAAAACCACAGAACAAGUCAGUAGAAACAAGGACUGUUAUAUCCAGAGCUGAUAAAUGCACCCUGGCCCCAGAGAGUCGGUUUGACUGUGCCAGGGACAGGCUGCUCACCCAGAGAGAGUGUGGAGAGAGGGGCUGCUGCUAUGCCCCCCUGCCUCACUCUGCAGGACCACCUUGGUGCUUCUACCCCAGUUUGUACCCUGGCUACAAAAUGGGUCCUCUCACCCCCACCACACGAGGACUGGAGGCCACCCUGACUCGUGCCACCCCUUCAUAUCUCCCCAAAGACAUUGCCACUCUACACCUAGAAGUGACAGAGGAGGCUGCAGGCUGCUUACACCUCACUUUUAAGGACCCAUCAUCUCAGCGAUAUGAGGUUAAGCUCCCAGCUGGUGUUCCUCAGAGCCCAGCUGAUACCCAGGAUGUUCUCUAUACCACUGAAUACCAGGCGGAGCCAUUUGGCUUCAUAGUGCGCCGGAAAUCUAAUGGAAGGGUGAUCAUGAAUACCACGGUGGCUCCUCUGCUGUUUGCUGACCAGUACCUGCAGCUGUCCACCACGCUGGCCUCUUCCCUUGUGUCCGGCCUCGGGGAGCAUUACACCCCCCUCCUCCUGGACCUGAACUGGACCUCUGUCACUCUCUGGAACAGAGACAUGGUGCCCCACGCUGAUGCUAACCUCUAUGGCUCCCACCCAUUCUACAUAGUCCAGGAGGAGGAUGGCUUGGCACAUGGAGCUUUCCUUCUCAACAGCAAUGCAAUCGAGGUGAUGUUGCAGCCGACCCCCGCUCUCACCUGGGUGGCUAUCGGUGGAGUCCUGGACCUGUACAUUUUUGUGGGUCCUGAUCCUCAAAGUGUUAUACGACAGUACCUUCAGGUCAUUGGCUAUCCUAUGAUGCCUCCUUAUUGGUCGUUGGGCUUUCAUCUGUGUCGCUGGGGUUACACGACAUCUAAUACAACCCGGCAUGUUGCACAACGCAUGCACAAUGCAAAAUUUCCCAUGGAUGUGCAGUGGAAUGAUCUGGACUAUGCAAAUAAACGCAGGGUUUUCACAUUUGACCCGUGGCGAUUUGGAGACCUCCCACAGAUGGUUGACGAGUUCCAUAAGAUUGGCAUGAAAUACAUCCUUAUCCUGGACCCUGGGAUCAGCAGCAGCAGCCCCCCUGGCACUUACCCACCGUUUGAUGAUGGGCUGAAACGAGACGUCUUCAUUAAAAAUUCUACAGGACAAAUCCUGAUAGGGAAGGUUUGGCCAGGCCCCACAGCCUUCCCCGACUUCACCAACCCAGAGACCGGACGCUGGUGGGAGGACUGCAUCAGAGAUUUUCAUUCUAAAGUUCCUGUGGAUGGUCUAUGGAUUGAUAUGAAUGAACCAUCCAAUUUUGUGCAGGGCUCAGUGGAGGGCUGUCCUGACAGUGACCUUGAGAACCCGCCCUACACACCCAGGGUUGUUGGAGGCCAGUUGAACUCGAGAACUAUUUGUCUGUCGGCCCAGCAGAAGCUGUCCUCUCACUACAACCUGCACAAUAUGUACGGACUGACGGAGGCCUCUGCCACUCACAGCGCUCUCAUGAAGGUACGAGGAAAGAGACCCUUCGUCCUGUCUCGCUCCUCCUUCCCUGGCAUCGGACGCUUCUCUGGAGUGUGGACAGGAGACGUCCGGAGUGACUGGGAGCAGCUCCGAUACUCCAUCCCUGCUGUGCUGCACUUCGGCCUGUUCGGGGUUCCCCUCGUGGGGGCGGACAUCUGUGGUUUUGGCGGGAACACCACUGAGGAAUUGUGUGUACGCUGGAUGCAGCUCGGGGCCUUCUACCCAUUUAUGAGGAACCACAAUGACAAGCCAAACGCUCCUCAGGAGCCCUAUGUGUUUGGGCAGAAGGCCCAGGCAGCCAUGCGGAGUGCAUUGAACCUUCGUUACUCCCUUCUACCUUUCCUCUACACACUCUUCCAUCAUGCACACACCUCUGCUGACACUGUAGCCAGGCCACUCUUCGUGGAGUUUCCCACUGACCCUAACUGUCAGACCAUAGACCGACAGUUCCUGUGGGGGAGUUCCCUUCUCAUCAGCCCAGUCUUAGAGCGGGGGGCAGAAGAGCUGGCUGCUUACCUGCCCCCUGCCACUUGGUACAGCCUGCACAAUGGUCAGCCUUUCUACAGUAAGGGCCAGUACCUGCUCCUGGCAGCCCCCCUGGACACCAUCAACGUCCAUGUGAGGGAAGGACAUAUAAUCCCCCAGCAGGAGCCUGCUUUGACAACGGCAGCCUCUCGCAGAAACCCUUUCUUCCUGACGGUGGCGCUAUCAGCAGGAGGCUGGGCCCAGGGAGACUUGUUCUGGGAUGACGGGGACAGUCUCGACACCUUUGAAACGGGAAAUUAUUGUUACGUUAUCUUCAUGGCUGGACAGUGUCAGGUGGUGAGUGAUCCCCUCAGGCUUAAUGGGGCUCUGGAUGGUCUGGUUCUUGGAGGGCUGCAGGUUUUCGGGGUUCCCUCCCCACCCCUAUACGUGUUAGCCAAUGGGGAACAAGUCAGGGAUUUCAUGUACCGCAGUGACACCAAGGUUCUAACAGUGACCAACCUGGCCUUGUCCAUGUCAAAGGUGUUUACAGUCCAAUGGGCUCUCUGAUGCACUGAACUCUAUUACCCAAGAACCAUAGGGAGCCUUGGCAUUGUUCAUUGUUGCUGAAAGAUCAGCUGCAUUUUUUUGCAUUGUCCCAACCAUCCCAGACCCGGCGAUGCACCUUACGCUAUGCUACCUCUUUAUCCAAGAACUGCUUUGUAAGGAGCAGUUACAGACAAAAUGUGACGACAUCAAUCAAAGGGAGCUAUCAUUUUGACAUUUCAUGUUUUCUUCCAAGCCUAAAUUUGCUGCUGAUAAUUUUAUGUAUUUGUAAUAUUAUGUAUAUAUAUUUUUUAAUUCUUUAAAAAUAUAUGCCUGCAUAUACCUGUAUUUUUUACAUCAGUUUUGUAAACCUUUGUUACUAAUAAUGCAGAUACAUAAAAAUGAGUCAAGGUGAAUUUGAAUUUCCCACAUCACAAGUUAAAGAUGUGAUUGAUGGAUUGUUUUUAUCUGUUAAUUUAUGGCAAACAUUUUCUUCAAUGUAUGCUGUUAGAUCAUACCCUGCAAGCACAUCAAAACCAGCCUGUUUGUGUUCUUUUUCAGAGGACUUUGUAGCCAGAGCUCUGGUAGAGCAGAUGAUGAGCAUGGAGCCCCAAAGGAGGCCUUCAGCUGAGAGCGUUCUCAAACACCCUUUCUUCUGGAGCCUGGAGAAGGACCUGCAGUUUAUAUAUUUUC